Messenger RNA from Notodromas monacha, 909 nucleotides. NCBI's taxonomy places the organism in Eukaryota, Metazoa, Arthropoda, Ostracoda, Podocopida, Cyprididae. The record is from the annotation of a GenBank genome assembly.
AUGCAGGGUAGAGAUUUGCUGGGGAUGUGUGCUUUACGUUCGCGAUCUCUGUCGGUAGACGCAGCCUCCAUUCUGAAGACGAAGGAAGAUUUGAGAUCAAAGUACCCCGUGGGUAGCGUUGAUUUGGAACUCGAUUCCAAAUCCGAGAUCGCAGUAAUCCGACUCUGUCAUCCAGCGCGUCGAAAUGCUUUGUCGGGGAAAAUGAUGGCCGAGCUGAACGACCGCAUCACAGAGCUGAAGAACUGGAAAGGUCGUGGAUUGGUGUUGUGCGGUGGAAUUUCUCCCUCGCCUGCGUCUUUCUGUUCCGGCGGGGAUUUGAAAACGAUGAGUGGCAUCAUGAGUGAAGGUCCGUCUGCGGGAAUGGCAAUGUGUGCUUUAAUGCAGGAUUCCAUGGUGAAACUCCGUGCUCUUCCGUUGGUGUCCGUGGCAGUGAUUCACGGCACUGCGAUCGGAGGUGGUGCUGAGCUCACGACUUGGUGCGAUUAUCGUGUGUUCACAACAGAAGGAUCUGUUUCUUUCGUGCAAAUCAAAAUGGGGUUGACCACUGGCUGGGGCGGGGGUUCUGGGCUGAUGGAAAUCCUGGGACGACGGAAAACGCUGAAAUUGCUGCUCGCUGGUCCCAAGAUAUCGCUUCGGUGUGAUGAUGCGGAGUCUUGGGGUUAUUCCGAUGCCACGGUGUCAGUUUCGCCUGGGGAUGAUCCCGCUGAAAAGGGAAAGGAAUUUUUGUUGAACAGUGUUCUGAAUUCCGAGUUGGACUCUGGUGUUGGAAGGGCUGUGAAGAAAAUGGUUGCGAGUGUUGCGGUGGAGCCGUGUAUUUCGAAUUCCUUGGAUAAGGAACGCGAAGUUUUCGGCGAGGUUUGGGGCGGUCCCGUUCAACAAGCCGCGUUCGCGCAAUUCUUGAAACGCUGA